AGAAGGAGGAGGCGGGGGGAGAGCGAGCUUCAGGAACGGCGCCUGCGCGGUGGGCGUGAUCCGGGCACUUAGGGCAGGAUGAACGCUGCUUUCCAAGAUGGCGACGGAGGGAGGAGGGAAGGAGAUGAACGAGAUUAAGACCCAAUUCACAACCCGGGAAGGUCUGUACAAGCUGCUGCCACACUCGGAGUACAGCCGGCCCAACCGGGUGCCCUUCAACUCGCAGGGAUCCAACCCUGUCCGCGUCUCCUUCGUAAACCUCAACGAUCAGUCUGGCAACGGCGACCGCCUCUGCUUCAAUGUGGGCCGGGAGCUCUACUUCUAUAUCUACAAGGGGGUCCGCAAGGCUGCUGACUUGAGUAAACCAAUAGAUAAAAGGAUAUACAAAGGAACACAGCCUACUUGUCAUGACUUCAACCACCUAACAGCCACAGCAGAAAGUGUCUCUCUCCUAGUGGGCUUUUCCGCAGGCCAAGUCCAGCUUAUAGACCCAAUCAAAAAAGAAACUAGCAAACUUUUUAAUGAGGAAAGACUAAUAGACAAGUCACGAGUAACCUGUGUCAAAUGGGUUCCCGGUUCGGAAAGCCUUUUCCUAGUAGCCCAUUCGAGUGGGAACAUGUACUUGUAUAAUGUGGAGCACACUUGUGGCACCACAGCCCCCCACUACCAGCUUCUGAAGCAGGGAGAGAGCUUUGCCGUGCACACUUGCAAGAGCAAAUCCACGAGGAACCCUCUCCUUAAGUGGACGGUGGGCGAGGGGGCCCUCAACGAGUUUGCUUUCUCCCCAGAUGGCAAGUUCUUAGCGUGCGUGAGCCAGGACGGGUUUCUGCGGGUGUUCAACUUUGACUCGGUGGAGCUGCACGGUACGAUGAAAAGCUACUUUGGGGGCUUGCUGUGUGUGUGCUGGAGCCCGGAUGGCAAGUACAUCGUGACAGGUGGCGAGGAUGACUUGGUGACAGUCUGGUCCUUUGUAGACUGCCGAGUCAUAGCCAGAGGCCAUGGGCACAAGUCCUGGGUCAGUGUUGUGGCGUUUGAUCCCUAUACCACUAGUGUAGAAGAAAGCGACCCUAUGGAGUUUAGUGGCAGUGACGAGGACUUCCAAGACCUUCUUCAUUUUGGCAGAGAUCGAGCAAAUAGUACGCAGUCCAGGCUAUCCAAACGGAACUCUACAGACAGCCGCCCCGUGAGCGUUACAUAUCGGUUUGGUUCGGUGGGCCAGGAUACGCAGCUCUGUUUAUGGGACCUUACAGAAGACAUCCUUUUCCCUCACCAACCCCUCUCCCGAGCAAGGACACACACAAAUGUCAUGAAUGCCACGAGUCCUCCUGCUGGAAGCAACGGGAACAGUGUCACAACGCCUGGGAACUCUGUACCCCCUCCUCUGCCACGGUCCAACAGCCUUCCACAUUCAGCAGUCUCAAAUGCUGGCAGCAAAAGCAGUGUCAUGGAUGGGGCCAUUGCUUCUGGGGUCAGCAAAUUUGCGACACUUUCACUACAUGACCGGAAGGAGAGGCACCACGAGAAAGAUCACAAGCGAAACCAUAGCAUGGGACACAUUUCUAGCAAGAGCAGUGACAAACUGAAUCUAGUUACUAAAACCAAAACGGACCCAGCUAAAACUUUGGGAACGCCCCUGUGUCCUCGAAUGGAAGACGUUCCCUUGUUAGAGCCGCUGAUCUGUAAAAAGAUAGCACAUGAAAGACUGACUGUAUUAAUUUUUCUUGAAGACUGUAUAGUCACUGCUUGUCAGGAGGGAUUUAUUUGCACAUGGGGAAGGCCUGGUAAAGUGCCGGCAGAGCACUUCUGCAGGCAGGAGGACGGAAGGCAAGGCGUUCCCCCAGACCAGAACUAAAGGUGCCUGACCACGCGAGGAGAAGGGGGCACUGGAGAGGGGCAGGCGGGCCCCCCCCAGAAGUGCUUCUAAGUAAUGGCUCCUGCAGACCUGGGGAGGGGCAGCCCCGGGGGUGCCCGAUCUCAGAUGCGUAAGGUGCCGGGCCACAUUGCUUCCACGGCGGCCACUAAGAAAUUCGGGGAGCAUUUUUGUAGUUUUCUCACCAAACUUUGAGCUUCCUCAUUGAAAUUUUUCAAAGUUUUUCAGUUUAAAUGUUAUCAUGAGCAAGAUUAUCUUUUCUAACCUAACCUCUAGAAUAAAAUACAGCAGUUGGCAAGAGGAGGCUGCUGUUCAGACGUGCCCUGGGCACAGAGACAAAGGCAAGGGGGUCUUGCCCUCCCCUGGCAAGAGGGCGAACUCGGCCCCUGUGCAGCGUCAGAACACUCAGAGGGGCCAGGCCGGGGCAGCGGGGAGCCUGUCUACAUGCCCUGCUCUGACUUGCCUCUCCUGAACCUUCCAGUAAUUCCGGAAUCCAGGUCUGUGCUGUGACUUUGAUGAGGCGGUUCUACACCCCACUGGCAGCCCCAGCCCUUGUCGGAGGCUUUCUUCUUGUUCAGGGGCAGGGGAAUUAAGACCCCCCCCCAAAGAGGCCUGGAGAAGGGACACUUUGGAAAACCUUGCCUUCUUCUAAAAGCAAAUGUGUAAGAGGGAGUAGGCAGACACUUUAAAAAUAGCUAGUAACUUUGGGCUCUAAACUUACUUAAUAGUGGUAAAGAAUCUUAAUUUCUCUUUCAUGCUGACUGAACCUCCUAGCAGUUUGGUGUCCUGUGAGCCCUGAGCUUGAGACUAAGGAUAAAUGCCUUAAGAUGGAAACAUGGAGGGGUAGAAAGACAGAAAAGAAGCUAUAACAAUGAUUAUUGUCUCAAAGACAUUCAGAAAUUCUGAGAAACAAAGUGCUGUGCCCCCUAAACACCUGACCAGUUGUUACUGGCAUGCACCCAGGUAGGGUUUCAUAUUCUUCUCCCCGUUUAGCUUCACACCCAGUCCCAGGUGGCAGAUGGCCAGGCAGCCACUUCUCCCCAGUUCCCCGCUUCCUGUGAUGCAUCUUAAAUAUUAAAGAAGUUUUUAAGUAUUACAUUUGUGCUGAAGUUGGUGAAAUUGCCUUAUCACAUGCCUGCACCUGAGAACAAGGUCCUUGUCACCUCUUGCCUGAGAAGGAGAUGUUUUAUUUGUUAUUGAGCAAGCUCAGAGUGUGAGGAGGAAAAAGCCAAAGGGUCAAGGAGGCUGGAGAAGGAAUCCUUUGGAAAACCAGAUGGUGCAUCUGGCUGUCCGAGGAAGAGCUAGAAGCAGAGUUCAACUGUGCAUUUCCUGAUGAAAGACUAACGGAGCGCAGUGUGUGGGGGUGAGGGCUUGGUCGGGGGGCUCAGAGACCCUUGCACUGCCUCCAACACCGGUGGCCGAGGGGCGCAGUUGGCCUCUGAGUUUCUGAUUGCACCACUGCGGUGGGUGUGUCCAUCGUGGAGGGCUCGCUCCUCGGCAGUGAGAACCUCUGUGCACAUGGUGACCUGGAGACAUCGCCCCUGGCCUGGUCUGGGUUACAAAAGGGAAGGUGGAUAUGCCUCCUGUCCUGGGACCAGGGUGAGGGCCUUCCCUUGUGCAGAGCCUGCCCUGGGGCUGAUUGGGACCGUCACCUGUUGGUUUAGGUUGACAAGGCACUCAGCAUGCUGGCUCCAGUGAUGUCCCAAAGAGAGGAAACAUUCAUAUGGCCAAAGUCAAGUCUGUGGCUCACCAUUUAAAAGCACUUGUAUUAACUGUUACCUUUGAAACUCAGAUGCCAAGUUAAAAAUUGUAAGAACGGGCCCCUCCAAUAGAGGGAAACUCUCCCACCGAUGGUUUUUUAUUCAUUGCUGCAUCUGUUACGUGAACUUGUGUCACAGUUAAAUUGCUGUCUCUCAGUUAAAAGUGUAAAGGAAAUAUUUCCUGCAUUUUCAUGAUUUCUGUAUACCCAAGUUUAUUAAAGAUUGUUACGUUAGGUGACACUGUAUAAAACUGUAUGGGUAUUUACCUUCAGUGAAAAUCAAAAGUAAAAUUCACAUGUAUUUCAUUUUUUACAUUUUCAUCCAAUUUCUUGACAACUUGAAUAAAUUUGAUAAAGAGCCUUCCUAACAUGAAUAUUGGUAAAUUAAAUGUUGCAAUAAUUAAUGAAGCUUUAAUAUCAGUAUUGUUACUUCAUAAUUUCAAGAAAAUCAUGUUUCUGUUUCAAUGCUUUGUUUUUUAGCUGUUCCCUUGUCACUGUCACAGCUAAAGAGACAACAUACUUGAUAAUCUGAAGUACUUUGGGGUUGUCCUUUGUAUAUUGACAUUAAAUAAACGUGUGAAUGCAUUGUAAAUGUAGAUAGUUUUCAAUAGUUGUUUUCACAUCUAAGCUUUAAAAAAUCUCAGUGAACCAAAAAGAAAAGCUUUUAAAUGCUUGUUAAUGUUUAUAGAACAAAUAGCCACAGGAAUUUCUACCUCUUAGUACUGAUUCUGAGUUUC
Molecule: messenger RNA, 4366 nt
Organism: Lemur catta (Ring-tailed lemur)
Lineage: Eukaryota; Metazoa; Chordata; Mammalia; Primates; Lemuridae
Gene: WDR20
Product: WD repeat domain 20
Exons: 4
Coding region: 98-1852 (584 amino acids)
Molecular function (GO): protein binding
Source: RefSeq, a predicted model, not a curated record